This is a messenger RNA of Salvelinus sp. IW2-2015, 4051 nucleotides long. RefSeq names its product kinase suppressor of Ras 1-like. The record is from RefSeq and is a predicted model, not a curated record. Gene Ontology annotation, biological process: Ras protein signal transduction; protein phosphorylation. The coding region runs from base 300 to 3107 and encodes 935 amino acids. Gene Ontology annotation, cellular component: cytoplasm. The transcript is spliced from 21 exons. Gene Ontology annotation, molecular function: ATP binding; protein kinase activity. NCBI's taxonomy places the organism in Eukaryota, Metazoa, Chordata, Actinopteri, Salmoniformes, Salmonidae.
ACGUAGCUCUUGAYAAUACACGGAACCCACGGUGUGCUAAGUGAAGUGACAGACAGCUAAAACUUUAAAGGUUUUAAAUGAACUGUUCUAUUUGAUUUGUUUGCAGCUCUUGGGAGUCUAUUAGUGCAGAUUAUUUGUUUGUAUGCGUUCCUGUAGCGUGUCUACUUUUUAACUGUCCAAACUCAACCCAACCUGUCAAGCCGUGCCAAUGACGAGGAAUGGAUAGUGUGCCAGUCAAAGGUGGAAGGAUGGUUCAAAGUAAUUAACUAUCGGACMGGGACAGUGAAGGUGGCGCAGCGAUGGACAAGGACGCACUCCGUCAGUGCGAACUCAUCCAGAAUAUGAUCGAGAUCUCCAUCUCUAGUUUACAAGGACUCCGAACCAAAUGCGCUACAUUGAGCGACCUCACUCAGAAAGAAAUACGCACUUUGGAGGUGAAGCUGACUAAGUACAUCUGUAAGCAGCUGCAGUGUAAGGAGAGAGUGCCUGAGAGACAGAGGACCCAGGCUCUGGCCAGCUACCCUCGACUCGGAGACUGGCUCUGCACCAUCAACCUCAGACCUGAACUCAUACAGGCUGUACCAGUGAAGCUGUCCCUGGAUGCUUUGCUGCAGAUGUCCAGUUGUCAGGUGCAGGACACCAUGAGACGGCUGGGCUCCAACCCAGAGGAGUGUUCUCGACUCACCGUUGCCCUCUCCUGCCUGAAGAAUGCCACUGAGACAGGUGGGGACAUCAGGGAAGACACAGGAACCUUGAUAUCAGAGUCGCCCCACCGUGACAGUAACACAUUACCUCCUCCGGACCGUCGCCCCUCCACCCCUGCCACACUACCCCGUGGCCCCAUCCUCAGUCCCCACACCCACGCCCGUUCUGUCUCUGUGACUGUCGUACCCUGUGUGGACGAUAAGGGGCAUCAAGUCUACACAGGCGACAUGACGGACACUUUCCCCUCCUCGCCGCUGCUCCUCUCCAAUUUCCCUCCCUCCAAGAGACGCACCAAGCACCCCCCACCCGCGCCCCCACCCCCCUCCCGAAUGCUGCUGCAUCUCCCCUUCAACAUCACCCUCACACGCAGCAAGAGCCACGAGUCACAGCUGGCCAAUCGCAUAGAAGAGCCAGUGCCCAACAACAAGAGGGGGAAGAAGAACAAGCUGCUCCUGAAUAUGCACAUUAACAGUAGCAGUGGGAACGGGUGUGAAGACUCCGCCCACACCCCUGGUCCGGCCACCACCCCCUACACCCUCCCAGGCACCCCCACGCUGCUCGAACAUAACCUGGCAUUGCACCGGGGGUCUCCACAGAUAAUGAGGAGAGAUAUCGGCCUCUCUGUAACACACAGGUUUUCAACCAAAUCCUGGCUCUCACAGACAUGCCAGGUGUGUCAUAAGAACAUGAUGUUUGGUGUUAAGUGCAAACACUGCAAGUUAAAGUGCCAUAACAAAUGUACCAAAGAAGCCCUUCCCUGCAGGAUAUCUUUUCUCCCACUCCCGCAAAUCCGCCGGGCAGAAUCUGUACCAUCCGAUAUCAAUAAUCAAAUUGACUGUACGGCAGAGUUACCAAUCCAGUUUGGCACUUUACCUAAGGUGCUAACCAAAAAGGACUACCCUCCCAUGCUGAGACAGAUGGAUUCCAGCAGUAACCCCUCCUCCACCACUUCCUCUACACCCUCAUCGCCCACCCCCUUCCAGCAGAGCAACCCCCCCAGCGUCACCGCCACACCGCCCGCCAAUCCCUCGCCCAGACCCCAGGGGCCCCGAGACAGCCGAUUCCACUUCCCAGCUGGCUGUUAUUCACAACCUAGACAACAGUUUAUCUUCCCUGACGUUUCCUCUUCACCGUAUCCUGUUGGACUAGACUCUGAAGGCCACCAUGGCACUGGAGACACACAGCAACUGGCCCAAUCAGAACCUCCAUCUCAGGGACAGGAAGGAGGAUCGGAAGAGGAGGCAGAAGAGGAGGAAUACCUAGGAGAGGAGGAUGAGGGAAAUGGUAGCAGGGAGAGCAGAGAGAAGGGCCACACAAAUGGAGAGUGUGAUGGGGACGAGUUAGAGGACCUGCCCAGCUACCGGGGCAGGAUGGCCAGGGGCCGAUGGAGGGGACCCAUCUCCCGUAAGGCCAGCCAGACCAGCGUGUACCUGCAGGAGUGGGACAUCCCCUACGAGCAGCUGGAGCUGGGGGAGCUCAUUGGCAAGGGCCGUUGGGGGAAGGUGCAUAAGGGGCGCUGGCAUGGAGAGGUGGCCAUCCGGCUGCUAGAGAUAGAUGGUAAUAAUCAGGACCACCUGAAGCUGUUUAAGAAGGAGGUGAUGAACUACAGGCAGACCCGCCACGAGAACGUGGUCCUCUUCAUGGGGGCCUGCAUGGCCCCGCCACACCUCGCCAUCAUCACCAGUUUCUGCAAAGGUCGGACACUAUUCUCUGUUGUAAGAGAUGCCAAGAACACACUAGACAUCAACAAGACAAGGCAGAUUGCUCAGGAAAUUGUUAAGGGUAUGGGCUACCUUCAUGCUAAAGGAAUCGUUCACAAGGACCUGAAGUCCAAGAAUGUGUUCUAUGACACAAACAAAGUGGUAAUCACAGACUUUGGUCUUUUUGGAAUGUCUGGAGUGGUACAAGAGUACCACAAGAGGCGAGAGAACGAACUAAGGCUCCCUCAUGGCUGGAUCUACUACCUGGCCCCUGAGAUCGUUCGCAGGAUGGGUACUGGGAACCAUGAGGACCGCCUGCCUUUCUCCAACGCUGCAGACGUCUACGCCUUUGGCACCAUUUGGUACGAGCUGCAGGCCCGUGGCUGGCCACUCACCAACCAGCCGGCAGAGGCCACCAUCUGGCAGGUGGGCAGCGGAGAGGGCAUCAAGAAGGUCCUGGCAAAGGUCAGCCUGGGCAAGGAGGUUACGGAGAUACUGUCUGCCUGUUGGUCCUUCAAGCCAAAAGAGCGUCCCUCCUUCACCCAGUUGACUGACAUGCUGGAAAAGCUGCCGAAGCUCAACCGCAGGCUCUCCCAUCCAGGACACUUCUGGAAGUCAGCCGAGCCCUGGGUUCAUCAUCAUUGCCUGCGGGACCAUUGCACUAAGGGCCUGCAGUCUCGCUGCCCCUACAUAUACAAAUAACACAUCUCUCAGUGGCAACUUGUGCUUAUCAAUUCUAAGGAAUAGCCUGUUUGUUAUUAGAUUCAGAGGAAUUCAGAAGAAUGGACUACCCUGCAUAAUGACAUCAACUGGUAUCACAGCCAAUAGAGUAACCGAUAUAUAGAGUAAUGUAUCUUUGUCAACUUGCUAAAUGUACCAUAAUGCACUGCCUGGGUUGUUUGUUGUUCUUUGCCUAACUGCAGUUCAUGUAUUGACAUUUUGGUACUAGUAGUGGCUAAUGCAAACAGUCUAGUAUAACCGCUUGCUUUCUUAAAAUUUACCUCUCUCUCUCACGCUCGCUCUGUACUCUCUCUCUCGCUUGCUCUCUUCUCUCUUUUCCUCUUUCUCUCUCUUUCUCUCUCUCUCACCCUACAACUUAGGUUCUAGCCUUCAGUGUGCAAGAGGAAGUAAUACUAUGAGGUUCAAUGUCAAAUGUUGAUUUGCCUCUUGUGCACUCUGUGUGCCUGUGUCAGCAUGCCCUGUGUGUGUGUGUGUAUAGGGACAUGUGCGCAUGCUUGUUUGGUUGGUAGCUGAAUGUAAUGUGCUGGACAUCCAGAGGUUAACCCUGUGAAAGACUGUAGUGAUUGAAUGUUAGCAGUGAUAACAACACAAAGAUAAAUGUAUCCAAUAUAUAAAUAUAUAUAGAAUUGUUUUAUUUAAUGUACAGAUAACAUUUAUUUUAUUAUGUGUACAAAGUCUUUAUAUUACAUUGUACGUUACAUUAUAGGUACUUCACAUCUAAUUAUGUAGAGCUUCAAAAUCUAUUUUUCCCUCACAAAACACUGUGUAAACAAAUUGUACAUUACUUAAAGAUGGGUUGGUGUUUCUUAUGUCAUAAGAAUGUAUAUUUUUGUACAGAUUGUGGCUACACUCUGAAAGAGUUUCUGGUUUCCUCAGUGAAAGAUAAUAAAACUAAACUCACGUCA